GCACGCCUUGGAGUGCCGCCGGGGAGCCAGUUUCGGGACAUCGGCUUCCUGACGCACAUGGCAGAUCCGGCGGGCUUUUGCAUCGAGCUGCUGCAAACGACGUUUGAGUCCAGUGCAGCAGAGAGGGCGGAGCGGCUGACGCGCCCGGUCGCCAACAAAGCGACCAUCGGCCAGGACUUCGUCAGCUUCACAGGGAGGGUCAUCGGACAGAUUACCACCCGCAUCACCGACCCCAAGCGAAGCUUGGAUUUCUACCAGAGGGUAAUGGGAAUGAAGCUGCUGUCCGUGCAGGCGCAGCUUGAAGCUGUAGAGCAGCUGUCGCUCUAUUUCGUCGCGUACACAGAGGACAGCCCUCCCAUAGCGGAUCUUGAGGCCGUGGAGAAUCGGGAGUGGCUGUACCAGCGCGACUACACCACCUUGGAGCUGCAGCACAGGUGGGACUACCGGCCCGGCAGCUUGCGGCUGCCUGCCGACGACGAGGAGGGCAUGGCUGGUAUCGUGGUCCGGCUGCCACCGGAGCAGCUGCGCAGGCUUGCGGAGGGGAAAGAUGGCGAUGUUCUACACGAUCCAGAUGGUCUGCGAAUUCAGCUGGAGCCUCUCUGA
Symbiodinium necroappetens is the source of this 603-nucleotide messenger RNA. Lineage: Eukaryota; Dinophyceae; Suessiales; Symbiodiniaceae. The record is from the annotation of a GenBank genome assembly.